Setaria italica (foxtail millet) is the source of this 1587-nucleotide messenger RNA. RefSeq names its product GDSL esterase/lipase At1g28650. Gene Ontology annotation, biological process: lipid metabolic process. The coding region runs from base 99 to 1295 and encodes 398 amino acids. The record is from RefSeq and is a predicted model, not a curated record. Gene Ontology annotation, molecular function: lipase activity. The transcript has 3 exons. Lineage: Eukaryota; Viridiplantae; Streptophyta; Magnoliopsida; Poales; Poaceae.
AGCCGGACGUGCCGAGAGAGCGCUACGAACGCAGAGCUGCUGCAACUUGUUCCGGUCGAUCUGCACGCGUCGACUUCCAGCCACCACUAGCGGCCGGAAUGGCGAAGCAGCUGCUGGUGUGGCCUCUGCUCGCCGCUGCUUUCUUGUUGUUGGUGACCGCGGCGUCGGCGUCGGCGUCGGCGUCAGUGCCUGCGACCCCUACGUAUACUCCGGCGACGCCGACGAACCGCGGUGGCGGCGGCUGCUACAAGCGUUUCUUCGCGUUCGGAGACUCGCUCAUCGACACGGGCAACUUCAUCCACUACUCCACCGCGCCGGGGCCCGUCGCACGGUCGCCCUACGGCGAGACCUUCUUCCACCGCCCCACCGGCCGAUGGUCCGACGGCCGCCUCAUCGUCGACUUCGUCGUGGAGAGGCUGGGGUUCCCGUACUGGACGCCGUACCUGGCCGGCAAGACCAAGGAGGACUUCCGGUACGGCGCCAACUUCGCCGUCGCCAGCGCCACGGCGCUCAACCAGCUGUUCUUCAGGAAGAAGCACCUCAACGUCGGCGCAAUCACGCCCUACUCCCUCGGCGUGCAGAUGGGCUGGUUCAAGAAAGUGCUCGCCAUGCUUGGCUCCACGGAACACGAGCGGAGGGAGAUCAUGGCGAGCUCGCUGUUCCUGGUCGGGGAGAUCGGCGUCAACGACUACAACCACCCCUUCUUCCAGAACAAGACGCGGGAGUGGGUGAUGCCCCUGGUGCCCCGCGUGAUCCGCUCCAUCGGCCUCUCCCUCGAGGCCCUGAUCAACCUCGGCGCCAAGACGCUCUACGUCCCCGGCAUCUUCCCGCUGGGCUGCGUCCCGCGCUACUUCUUCCUCUUCCGCAACAGCACCGCCGCCGCCGACCUCGACCCGGCCACCGGCUGCCUCCGGUGGCUCAACGACCUCACCACCCACCACAACAACCUCCUCAAGGCCAAGCUCGCCGAGCUCCGCGCCGCCCACCCGGGCGUCUCCCUCGUCUACGUAGACUACUACGACGAGGUCCUCGGCAUCGUCGGCGCCCCGGCGAGGAGCGGGUUCGCGCCGGCCACCGCGCUCGACGCGUGCUGCGGCGGCGGCGGGUUCCACAACGCCAACUUCACCGUGCUCUGCACCCAGCCGGGCGCCGUGCAGUGCCCCGACCCGUCCAAGUACGUGUCGUGGGACGGGCUGCACAUGACGGAGGCCGUGUACCGGAUCAUGGCGCGAGGGAUCCUCGACGGCCCGUUCGCCAUGCCUCCCAUCAUGUCCAGAUGUAAGAGGGGCAUUUAAUUUUUUACCACUGCAUGCGAUAAUGUUCACUUAGCCCCUCUCACAUUCACUCCUCUCACGUAGUGGCAAAUCUGUUGCCACUGACCCCCUAAUAGUGGCAAAAAAUUAGAUAUCACGAUGUAAGAAACACUAGAGGGCCGGGCUGGAAAAAAAUGUCUUUCUUCAACGGUGUCAGAGUGCCAAAAGAGUAAUCCGGCCGCCGUCCAGCUCAGAAUAAGUUGUAUCUUAGUUGGAAUAAUAAAAUGAAUUGACUGUAAAUUUAUCUACUGAUAUUUUUAGAAUAAACUUUGAG